Quercus robur (English oak) is the source of this 1137-nucleotide messenger RNA. Its product is annotated as psbP domain-containing protein 6, chloroplastic. NCBI's taxonomy places the organism in Eukaryota, Viridiplantae, Streptophyta, Magnoliopsida, Fagales, Fagaceae. The transcript is spliced from 3 exons. The coding region runs from base 95 to 928 and encodes 277 amino acids. The record is from RefSeq and is a predicted model, not a curated record.
ACAUGGAUAAGACUAUAUCAAGAGAGCGGGAGGGAACCAAUGCCAAAUCCAUCUCUUUAUCUCAUCCCACCCUUCAAAAACAACACAACAAAUAAUGGCAACUACUUCUACAGUUCCACGCUUUCCCAGUCUCAUAUCCUCAACUUCAACCUCAACCUCAACCAGUAAUCCAAAACCUCCACAGCUUCACUUCAAAGCCCAUAAUGCAGCCAGAUUUUCUCAGCAGAUAAGUCAGAGCUCUCUCACUCUCAGUCUCAGAAGAGAAGUACUGCUUAAAGGCCUAGCAGCAGCGGCUGGUGCAGUGCUCCCUCUUCUUAAAGCACCUCCUUCUUUUGCAGCUAAAGAAGUGGAGGUGGGUUCUUACCUCCCCACUUUGCCUUCUGACCCUUCCUUUGUUCUCUUCAAAGCCUCUCCCAAAGACACCCCAGCUCUUCGCGCAGGAAAUGUGCAACCCUACCAGUUCAUCCUCCCACCAACUUGGAAGCAAUUGCGAAUAGCAAAUAUAUUAUCUGGUAAUUACUGCCAGCCAAAAUGUGCAGAGCCUUGGGUGGAGGUGAAAUUCGAAGAUGAGAAACAAGGAAAAGUCCAGGUAGUGGCUUCACCUUUGAUACGCCUGACCAAUAAACCAAAUUCAUCGAUUGAAGAAAUUGGGAGCCCUGAGAAGCUCAUUGCUUCUCUUGGCCCUUUUGUUACUGGAAAUACAUAUGAUCCAGAUGAACUCCUUGAGACAUCAGUUGAAAAGCUUGGUGAUCAAACGUAUUACAAAUAUGUGCUUGAGACUCCUUUUGCUUUGACGGGUUCACAUAAUCUUGCGAAGGCAACAGCAAAGGGGAACACCGUCGUCUUAUUUGUAGCAAGCGCAAACGAUAAACAGUGGAAAGCAUCUGAGAAAACUCUAAAAGCCAUGCUUGAUUCCUUUCAGGUGUAGCUCUCUCUUCAAUUUGUUACUUUUUGACUUUCAAAUGUACAAAACUACAAAUAACUAGAGCCGAAAGCAUGUUGUCAAUUGUUGAAUUUUUGCGGUUCUUUGAGGUUGGAAGGUUGAUACCAGAGAUCAAAUUUUAGCAAACAUUUGAAUUAGUGUUGCUAUGGAUGAUUGAGUUUACAUAGAAACCAUUUUUCAGAUGAUUGAAAGUA